AUGGGCAAUAUUUUGCUCCCUGAGCUGUGCCCAGGAGGUCACUGUGUAUCAAUCACUCCCUUAAAGACUGAUCCUAUUUCUUGUGAAGAAGUCUUGCAUUACUUUAAAUCAAAAGACAUGAAUAAAUAUAUGAAUAGUAUCAAACCAGUUAAACAGAGGAAAGGUUUUGAUGCUCUUAGGCAUUGGAUAAUAGGACCUCCUAAGCUUCAUGAAAACUUAAUUCCUGAUAGAAAUGUAUUUUUUGCCAUAGCAAUGUGCCCUUUUAACACAAGUGAGGAGGUGCAUAUGAGAGUGUUGCAAACGCUUUACAAAGCACUUACAUAUACAGAUAAAGACUGUCCACGAUAUGGACCACAUUGGGAGGAAAUCGGAUUUCAAGGCAUUGAUCCUGGAACUGAUUUAAGAGGUGUUGGAUUUCUAGGGCUAAUACAUUUACUUUAUCUUGCCUUAAACCCCACUACUUUAGAACUCACCAGGGAGAUAAUGCAACUGUCUAAAACAGAGAAUCAAAAUUUUCCUUUUUGCACAAUGGGUAUAAAUAUGACAAGAGUUGUAUUAGAAGUCAUGCGUGAAGAAGUUCUGAACAGAGAAUGCAAUGGAAAAAUGGAUGUUUUUCAAGUUACUAAUGAUUUUUAUGCGGGAGUGUUUCUUCGGUUGCAGUACAUUUGGACUGAGCAAAAAAAGACAAUCAUGGAUUCUGGUUACGUUAUAAAAG
Messenger RNA from Uloborus diversus, 715 nucleotides. Its product is annotated as ELMO domain-containing protein 3-like. The annotation marks the transcript as partial. The record is from RefSeq and is a predicted model, not a curated record. The transcript is spliced from 7 exons. Lineage: Eukaryota; Metazoa; Arthropoda; Arachnida; Araneae; Uloboridae.